AUGCCUAUGGACACGCUGGCCUCUUCGUCCCCUGCUGCCCCAGCCCUACCUUUCUGCCUUCGAACCAAGGUCCCCGGAGCUGCCGCCUCCAGCCCUGCCCGGCCACCGGGUUUGCAGCGCUCCAAGUCGGACCUGAGUGAGCGCUUCUCGAGGGCCACUGCUGACCUGGAGCGCUUCUUUAACUUCUGUGGGCUGGACCCCGAGGAGGCCCGUGGUCUGGGCGUGGCCCACCUGGCACGAGCCAACUCGGACAUCAUGUCCCUGGCCGGGCCCAGUGCUGGGCCGGGCAGCUCCGAGGGGGGCUGCUCCCGCCGCAGCUCUGCCACCGCCGAAGACCGGGUGCGGGAGCGUGUGCCCUAUGGGGUGUCGGUGGUGGAGCGCAAUGCCCGCGUGAUCAAGUGGCUGUAUGGCCUGCGGCAGGCCCGGGAGACCCCUGCGGUCGAGUGCUAG
Molecule: messenger RNA, 450 nt
Organism: Elephantulus edwardii (Cape elephant shrew)
Lineage: Eukaryota; Metazoa; Chordata; Mammalia; Macroscelidea; Macroscelididae
Product: protein FAM110A-like
Exons: 2
Coding region: 1-450 (149 amino acids)
Source: RefSeq, a predicted model, not a curated record